AUGAGUUUCCCGAACCUUCUCGGCGACGAGUUCGCCAAAGUGGCUAAGGAUCGAGUGCAGAGUUUUGAGGCGUUAAUCAAGAGCAAUUGCGCCGAGGACCUUAAAUUCUAUCUAUGCAGUUUAAACUUUCCGAUGUGCACGGAGAAGAUUCCACAGCCAAUUGGACCUUGUCAACCGCUUUGCAAGACAGUUCGCGAGAAAUGUUUGCCGUUAUUGCGCGAUUUCGGCUUUGAUUGGCCUGAAUACAUGAAUUGCUCGAAUUUGCCGAAAGAAAAUAAUGGUGACAUGAUGUGCAUGCCUGGCCCUAGCACCAAGUCCGCUUUUCCGGCACCGAAAACUGAGGAAGCCGAGAGAAAUGAGGAACAGGGUACUCACUUUGAGCAAAACGGUUUUGUGCACUCGAACGGACAUCAAAAGUGCUCCGACGAUUUCUACUAUUUCAAUCGAACCGGCGUUUGUGUACCGUUAUGCAAUGGGCAACGAGCUUUGCAUCAGACGGAUCGCUACUCCACCUCAACCUACCUCUCGGUCCUCUGUGGUUUAUCCGUUUUCUUCACCGUCUCAUCGAUUAUCUUUUUCUUGACCCGGCCGCACAUUUUGCCGACUUUCCCGGAAAGGAGUUUAUUAUGGAGUGCGAUCUCUUUCAUGCUCUCUUCAAUCAUCUACGUCUUCAGUUUGCUUUACCGGGAAGAGAUCUCCUGUCGCGAGUACGCCGGGUUCUCGCUCUCCGUAGUCGCCUCAUUGCCACAUAUUCCUUGUACAGCUGUGGCAGCAGCUCUCUUCUACUUAGGAACGGCCGGCCGUUUAUGGUGGUUUAUCAUGUGCUUGGCGUGGAAAGAGCACACUUUGCAAACGGCCAGUAUUGACAAAUACCGUCGCCAAGUGUGCCUCUUGACUUGGACGCUUCCAUUGGCGGUGGUCAUGUUGGCGUUGAUGGCGAAAAGUGUACAAGCGGAUCCAUUGAGUGGACUGUGCCUUGUUGGAUCGGCUAAUAAGGUGCUCGAGGGCGUGUUCCCUGUAUUCCGCGAGUGCAUCAUGUUCUUCGUCGUCAUCGUCCCACUUUUCUCCGGUUGUUGCUCACUGGUUGGUUCAAGCCCAGUCUCUCCAUCACCAAACACUCAUCCACAUCCGUCGCAUCUCGGGCUUCUUGGCUGUGUCUAUCUCGUGGCCGCUUUCUUCUAUGUCUUUGCUUACCUUCACGACAUUCUCCAACCAGCAAUGGCAUGGACUCGAUCAUGGAAUAUUGUGUCAGCUAUUAAGCUGUUGAUCGAUCCAUUCAUGGGCGCAGUGGCCGGAUUUUUCUGCUUAGUGAUCAUCAUCUCGAAUCAAUAUCGUGCGAAUAGAGCUCCCUCCUCAUUCAAAGCCGGCUAUCAGCCAGCUCCAUUGCCACAAUCACUUCCGCCGAAUCGACCCCAACCCGAAGUACCCCGUCCAAUCUCUUCCACUUACACCGGCACCUAUGCAGCUGCUCCCCACUUUACUCGU
Mesorhabditis belari is the source of this 1485-nucleotide messenger RNA. The record is from the annotation of a GenBank genome assembly. NCBI's taxonomy places the organism in Eukaryota, Metazoa, Nematoda, Chromadorea, Rhabditida, Rhabditidae.